Molecule: messenger RNA, 5711 nt
Organism: Oncorhynchus kisutch (coho salmon)
Lineage: Eukaryota; Metazoa; Chordata; Actinopteri; Salmoniformes; Salmonidae
Exons: 4
Coding region: 15-3212 (1065 amino acids)
Biological process (GO): regulation of transcription by RNA polymerase II
Molecular function (GO): RNA polymerase II cis-regulatory region sequence-specific DNA binding; DNA-binding transcription factor activity
Source: RefSeq, a predicted model, not a curated record
AGAAGAUUAUUUAUAUGCGUGUGUGUGGGUUGAAGAUGGCCGCCGUUAACAUGGCGAAAGAAGGUUUUGAAACCCAGUUUGCCUCUGUUAUGGAGAAGGUGCUAAAGACGGCAGUCAUGGAGACAACGCAACUUUUCGAAACAACUAUUGAGGAGCUGCGAUUCGAAAUAUGCAGAAUAAAAGAAGAGAACGAGGACCUCAAAUCGAGGCUUCGAUCCCCUGAAAAUGUGAAGAAAUCGACGGGUGAAAGUGAAAGACAAACCGCAGAGCCUGGACCGAGUCAAAGAACAUCACGUAUCGGCAAACGUGACAUUGGUGUCCAAUGUGUUCUGACAGUGCAAGCUUUGCCUCUGUCUGUGGAACAGCACCUGCGCGAGGAGGACCUGCACCGUGGGGCCUACGACAAGGAGGACAACCCACAGAUGGCCUUUGUACUGAUCAAACAGGAGGUGGACUGGGAGGCAGACUAUUCUGAUGACUACUCCCCCGGGUACAUACUGCUAAAGCAGGAGGGGGGAGAGCCCCCGACUCUGGUCCGCAGACAACCUCUCAGAGAGUUACCAGGCAGAGCCCUGGUCCCACCUGGAGCCGUCAGGGCCCUGGUCAACCGUUACACCCAGGAAAGGCCUCCUACCACCCAGCCUACCUCAGCAGAGGCCCCCCUCCAGGGAGAACCAGACACCCAGGAGACCCCCCAGGCUCUCAGCCCAUCCCAGCCCAGGACCAGAGAGUUUACCAGUGCCAGUGCAGGCCAGGCCCCUGGAGCAGAACAGCAGUCACUGGUAAUACCAGCAGCAGAGUCUCCAACGUUACACCAGACAGCAUCUUCUCAAUCAUCAGCCACUAUCCAAUCUACAUCAACUGUCCUGUCUACUGUAAUGGCCCAGUCCACGGUAACUACUCUGUCAAAAGAAACUGUCCAAACGACCACGGCGGUCCAGUCGACUGUAGCGGUGAAGUCGACAGCAGCAUCGUCAGAGCGCCCGCAACCUGUCAUCUCCGGGUUACCCAGAACCCCUCUUCAGAAUACACAGCCCAGCCCCGUACCCCCUCGUCCAUCCCCAUCUCCUCGACCAUCACCAGCACAGUCCCACACAAACGUUCUACCUGUAGCUCGUCCAAUAGCAGUGCCCUCAACACAACCAGCUAGGCCUACAGCUGUACCUGAUGGACCACCGGCCGCACCACCAACACAACCGCUACCGCCUACAGUUUUGGAGAAGUCGGAUGUUGCCACGGCAACUCUGCCAACACCGGUCCAGUCCGCUCAGUUGCUAACUAUGUCUGAAGAACUUGCCGGCCCCUCUGAGAAGCAGGUGUCCUUGGUCACUGAGCAUGUGCAACUGUCCCCCACUCUGCCAUCACCGAAGUCCCCUGUUGUCCCAGGGAGGACGUCUGAUGAAGCCCCUCUACAGCUGUCAGCCCCUGCUGUAACCACACCCUCUGGCCCCUGUCAGAUGUUUAUGACACAGUUUUCAGCUCAGUUGUCAGUAGCACCCUUAGUACGCUCCCUACCGAGGGUGGAGGAAAAAGAGGAGGAGGAAGAUGAGGGGGAGAGGCUUUCCCCCCUCUCUGCCACGUCUCUGGAAGCUGUGAUGACCAGGUCUGUUGCUACGGAAACGACCCCCGUUGGUGAGAAAAAGGAGGAGAUUGUUGUCCAGUUAGGCAGCAAGCGAAAGUCAAGUCGACGUGAAGCGCUCCUCUCCGGUCUCCGCCUCCGCUUAAGGCCCCGCCCCCAGGACAGCAUGCCAUCUCCAGUGGUUGCUAAGAAACCCAGAGGAGAGAGAACCGCCCCUCUAGACCACGACUACUCAAAGGUGAUGGAGGACGGAGAAGAAAAGUCCAGGGAAUCGCACGUUGACCAGGAUGUAGUAGAGGACACAGCUAACGGUGAGAUGGCUGACGACAAGUCUAGUGGACAAGGAAGUAGUAACCACAUCAUCAGUGAGGAAGAGGGAGGAGCUAACACUGAUGUGACCUCUCUGACCAGACAAUCACCUAUUGGUGUUUGUGUGUCCAAAUCCAAGAAGAGAAGCAUGACCUGGGUGCAGGCUCAGAGAGGUUUGGCCCUAGCCCAGGCUAAGAGGAGUAGGUCGAAGGUCACUAAGACCUCACAGCAAGGUCAGAGGUCAGAGCUUAGAGGUCUGGUCACACAGACAUCGUUUCUGCCUUCCACUCCACAGCGCCGCCGGUCGUACAGCCCCAGCCCUCAUGCUGCGUCUACCUCAAGCCUCAGCCCACGCCGCACCAGCCCGCGUUGCACCAGCCCUCACGGUACCCCCAGCCCACACCAGGCUACGGAGGCGAAUGUGAAUCCUUCUCCUACCACCCCUCCUCACCCACAGCCUCAUCAGUUCAAGGUAAUUUCUGCCACCCCUCGUCGCGGCAGACCUCGCUCGGCGGCCGCGGCGUUAUUGAAUUUGAAACGUUCUCCCUCCACCCCUCAACCUAUCCCCUUCAUUGUCACCGUCAGCCCUCACUCCGGAUUCAAAAAGUCCCCCCCGUGCACGCUGACAUUCCAGCAGGCGCAGCGGUAUCGCAAGUCACAACCGAUGUGGUCGCCGCCAGGACCGUUCCAGCUCCAACAGUCUCCCAAGUCUCCACGGAAACGUUUUACCAAGAACCAGUGUGCAGACUGUGGUCGCGUACUGAGCAGCGCCGCUGCUUUAGAGAGCCACGCCUCCCUCCACACGGGGAAGCGACCGUUCGCCUGCUCCACCUGCGGCAAGGACUUCCCCAACCUCAAGGGCCUCAACCGCCACGCCCGCGUCCACGGUGAACAGCGUGGCCACCAGUGUCCGAAGUGCGACAAGACCUUUGUCUACCGCUUCGGCCUAACUAAGCACGAGCAGAUGGUCCACAGCGGCGUGCGCCCGUUCAUCUGCCCGAUCUGUGACAAACGCUUCGUCAUCCGGCGCGACAUGGAGACGCAUCUCCGCGUUCACACUGGAGAGAAACCGUUUGCCUGCUCCCUCUGUGUGAAGCGGUUCAAGAGGCGUGUGGAGCUGAAUGUUCACCUGAGGUGGCACAAUGGGGAGAAGAGACACUGGUGCUCGUACUGCGGGAAGGGCUUUCUGGAUUACAAUAAUCUGAAGAGGCACAAAUUUGUCCACACUGGGGAGAAACCUUACACCUGCUCUGAGUGUGGCAAGCACUUCAAACAGACUGGCCAUCUGAAGAAACACCUGAAGACAAUACACAAAGACCGAUAGAGAGGACACGGGACGAGCCUUUAAUGGCACCCUAUUCCCUAUAUAGUGCACUACUUUGGACUAGAAAUAUAGCACUAUAUAGGGAAUAGGGUGUCAGAUGGUGAUGAGGGAAUAGUUCUGUUUGCUGUGAAUUUGCUUUUGUUUGGAAGAAUCAUGCUGCGAGAGAAUGUAUCAAAAUGUUAAAGAAAAAUGUUGAAUUUGAAUUGAGUUGAUUAAUUUAAUUAAAACUAAUUUUGGUUGUCAUUUGUUUUUCAUUCUAUUUAUUAGGAAAGUUAGAAUCCUAAAACCAAAUUUAAAUUUAGGUGUACUGUGUUCAUGUCACACAAUGCUUUUAAAAAAAAUGUUCAGCGGGUUUGAAGUUGUUGCUUUAAAAUGUGUUUAUUCCGUUUUAUUUGUACUUGAAAAUCUGGUCUGGCAUCGGAAGUUUCACUUGAACAACCGUCGAAGUCGUAAUUUUUCUUGUGGAGGGGGUUGUUACAUUUCACUACUGACCUUGUACAUUUCCUCCAAAACAUGACAACAAAUCCAUUUGACAAUUACAAACUUAUUAAUGCGGAUAAUGUCGCUAGUUUUAUCAUAUAGUCAAUGUUAAGCAAACGAACGAAUUUGAUUAUUAGUAAAGGUAGCUAGCGAUCAAGCUAGCUAAAAUCUUAUUGGUUGAAGAAUUGGUCAGACUUGAAUAUGGGGCAUUCCGUUGCUUGUGGGAAGUUGUAAGUCUGUCAUGAUCGUGUUUAAGUGCUUUUGAAAUGUUUGGUAGGUUGGUAUGAUCAUUAUGACAGACGAUUCCUAGACCGCUUGCAUCGCCUCAUUCGGUAACUGUUGAGGUGGCGCAAUCGGAUAAGACGCUUGAGAAGGGUGGUCACGUGUGUUUGAGAGGUCCGGAGUUCAAAACCGGUAUGGGCCGAAUCAGGAGGAUGUGGUACUCGCUUAGCAAGCAGAGUACCACCUUUACACUAUGGCAAAAAACAAAACGUGGGGACAGAGUUUGGGAACUCCUGAUAUAAAAUGCAUACAUUAUUAUUAAAAACAUGGUUAGGUUUCCAACAGAUUAUAUUUUCAAUGUCCUUAUUAAUAAACAAUUGAUCAUAAAAAAAAUGUUCUCAAUGUCAAAUAAAAAUCGAGACCAAGGGAUCCAAAAUAUUUUCACUCAGGGGCCCUUCCAGCAUUGGGGAACUCGUACCACAUGUUAGGUUCUAAUUCUUUGAGUUAAUGACUCCACGGACACUAGGAAAGCUUAUCCAAGUUUAAUUCUUCCCAAAGGGUCGAUAGAGCUGCAUUCAGACAAACAACAUUUCACACAAGUACUGACAACCCUUUCUCCUAGGCUGAGUCUCUUCAACUCAAGGCUGUCAUGGUGAUUGAUAGACAGUGUCUCUUCUCCCAGAGGAUCCCUGAUGGCUAACAAUAACAUAUCCUGACAUAAUGUAAACGUUAUACAUUGCCCUCUCUCCCUCAGUGACAUUGUUAGGUUCUAAGAUCUCCACCCGUCUCCCCUACACAUUCCAAAGCCACCUGGCUCCUACAGACCAUUAACUUCUGAAGUAAAAACCAGUACUAUACUAUUCUUCUGAGUAUAACAAUGUUCAAAGUUUAACCCAGAAUCUAACAUGUCUAUUUCUAUUGGCACUGUUCAUGACACUAACUGUUCACGACGCUCUUGGUGGAGAGAAUGUUGCUGGGUUUAAAGCUUAUUUCCUGCAAUUCUACACAUUUUGUCAUGGGAUGCAAAGGAAAUGUUGCUGUUUUAAAGCUCUUUUUCUUGCAAUUCUAUACAUUUGGCCAUGUCUAAUGUGUAUUCAUGUGUUAUUUGACUGACAAACUUGUCAAGAUCUAUGGGCUAAAUAACCUAUACUGAACAAAAAUGUAAAUAUAUGUAGAGUUGAUCUCAUGUUUCUUGAGCUGAAAUAAAAGAUCCCAGAAAUGUUCCAUUCACACAAAAAGCUUACUUCUCUCAAAUGUUGUUUACAUCCCUGUUAGUGAGCAUUUCUCUUUUGCCAAGAUAAUCCAUCCACCUGACAGGUGUUGCAUAUCAAGAAGCUGAUUAAACAGCAUGAUCAUUACACAGGUGAACCUUGAGCUGGGGACAAUAAAAGGCCUCUAAAAUUUGCAUUUUUGUCACACAAUGCCACAGAUUUUGAGGGAGCGUGUAAUUGGCAUGCUGACUGCAGGAAUGUCCACCAGAGCUGUUGCCAGAUAAUUGAAUGUUCAUUUCUCUACCAUAAGCCGCCUCCAACAUACUUGUCAAUAGUUUGGCAGUACAUCCACCUAGCUUCACAACCGCAAGUGUAACCAUGCCAGCCCAAGACCUCGACAUCCAGCUUCUUCACCUGCGGGAUUGUCUGAGACCAGCCACCCAGACAGCUGUUGAAACUGAGGAGUAUUUAUGUAUGUAAUAAAGCUCUUUUGUGGGGAGAAACUCAUUCUGUUUGGCUGGGCCUGGCUCCCAGUGGGUCGGUCUAUGCACUCCCAGGCCAACCCAUGGUUGCUCCCCUGCCCAGU